Messenger RNA from Sorghum bicolor (sorghum), 725 nucleotides. RefSeq names its product Bowman-Birk type trypsin inhibitor-like. Gene Ontology annotation, molecular function: serine-type endopeptidase inhibitor activity. Lineage: Eukaryota; Viridiplantae; Streptophyta; Magnoliopsida; Poales; Poaceae. The transcript is spliced from 2 exons. Bases 85 to 423 code for a protein of 112 amino acids. The record is from RefSeq and is a predicted model, not a curated record. Gene Ontology annotation, cellular component: extracellular region.
GAGUACUAGUGAAGUCAGUAGGAAGGAAAUCCAAGCAAGGAACUUCGCUUUAAUUCAGGCCUGUUCUUGCGAGGAGAAACAAAGAUGAGGUCUCAGGUGAUACUCGUCGUCGUCACUCUGGCUCUUCUCGGCGUCCUCGCAGCUCUGCCGCUCGGCGAAGGCUCGUCAUGGCCGUGCUGCGACAACUGCGGUGUUUGCAACAAGAAGUUCCCGCCGGAGUGCCAGUGCAACGACAUCUCGGCGCGCGGGUGCCACCCGGAGUGCAAGAAGUGCGUCAAGAACAAGUUCACCGUUCCUCCCGGCGGCGGCCCCGGCCCCGUCGUCACCUACACCUGCGCCGACGUUCUUACAAACUUCUGCCAGCGCCGCUGCACGCCGGCGCCGGCGCCACCGCCUAAGGCGUUCGUCGGUGGUGUCUUCUGAUGGCAUCGGCCGGGACGCCGUCGAUCUGCGCUGCAAGAAUGCAAGCCAAUCAAGUCGAGUUUGCUUCUCUCGAGCUUCGCUUCGUCAGAGAAGAAAUAAAAUAAAUGUCGCCGCUCUCUGCUCGAAAGAUGCUUGCUCUUGUAUGUCGUGAGUGUAUUAGUACUGUUUCUGGAAUAAAGAGCCACGCAUGAUGCAUGCCGUGCUCAAAGCAUUGUGGUUUUCGUUUAUACCAGCUAUAGUGCGUUAUGUCCAUGCAUGGGGUCUGUUUAUUCCUGAAAAAUUUUACAAGGUUUAUCGAAUCU